Manduca sexta (tobacco hornworm) is the source of this 4795-nucleotide messenger RNA. RefSeq names its product phosphatidylinositol 5-phosphate 4-kinase type-2 alpha (gene PIP4K). Gene Ontology annotation, biological process: phosphatidylinositol metabolic process. The coding region runs from base 209 to 1462 and encodes 417 amino acids. The record is from RefSeq and is a predicted model, not a curated record. The transcript has 10 exons. Lineage: Eukaryota; Metazoa; Arthropoda; Insecta; Lepidoptera; Sphingidae. Gene Ontology annotation, molecular function: phosphatidylinositol kinase activity.
UAUUUCUCUAGUCUCUAUCUAUCUGUCAAAAAGCCGUUUGCACCUCUGAUGGGUAUCGCGUUAUUGUAAAAAUUCUCAAUAAAAUAUUUUUUCUUUACGAUUCAGUACGUUUGCUGAUAACUAAAAAUGGUUUGAAUAACACUAUUCGCCGUAAAAUAUAUAAAGUGGCUGUGCGUUGACUCUUAUAGAAAUUGUAAACAAAUCCAAAAUGUCCGUUCCUACCACUGGGCUGAGCAAAUUGAAAAAGAAACAUAUUCGUGUGAAACAUCAAAAAGUGAAGCUAUUUCGUGCUAAUGAACCGUUACUCUCUGUUUUCAUGUGGGGUGUGAAUCAUACGAUAAAUGAACUUAGCCAUGUCUCAAUACCUGUCAUGCUGCUGCCCGAUGACUUCAGAGCUUACUCAAAGCUCAAAGUUGACAAUCAUUUAUUUAAUAAAGAAAACAUGCCAUCCCAUUUCAAGGUGAAAGAGUACUGCCCACUGGUGUUCAGGAAUUUGCGGGAAAGGUUCGGCAUCGACGACAUAGACUACAAAGAAUCGCUCACAAGGUCUCAACCAAUCCCUGACGAUUCUUCGGGAAAAUCCGGUGCGAAGUUCUACCAAAGUUACGAUCGACUGUUCAUUCUGAAAACCCUCACCUCUGAAGAAGUCGAGAGAAUGCACUCAUUCCUCAAACAUUAUCAUCCUUACAUAGUGGAGCGACACGGCAAGACGCUUCUGCCGCAGUACCUCGGCAUGUACAGGCUGACUGUUGACGGCAUUGAGCACUACCUCGUCGCCACCAGGAACGUGUUCUCCAACCACCUCAACAUUCACAGAAAGUACGAUCUCAAAGGGUCGACGGUGGACCGUGAGGCGUCGGAGAAGGAGUUGGAGAAAGAGCUGCCCACGCUCAAGGACAACGACUUCCUGAAGCAGGGCGUGCGCAUCGACAUCGGCGACGCCGCCAAGGAGAAGCUGCUGGAGACGCUCACGGCUGAUGUUGAGUUCCUGACGAAGCUGCACCUGAUGGACUACUCGCUGCUGCUGGGCGUGCACGAGUGCGGGCGUGGCGAGGCGGAGGCCGAGGCCGCCCGGGCGCGCGACCUCGAGCGCGACUCCGACCGCGCCGACUCCGACACCGACUCCGACACCGACAACCGACACCACGGCGACAGAUGGGGCUACAAUACGCCACCAGACAGCCCGCGCGGGUUCGCGCGCCAGUCCUCGCUGCGGUACGAGGGCAUCAUACCAGAGCUAGACAUCUACGCCAUACCCAGCCAGGAUGCUGCUCCAAAGAAGGAGAUAUAUUUCGUAGCCCUGAUCGAUGUUCUUACACAUUACGGUGUUAAGAAACAGGCAGCGAAAGCAGCGAAGACUGUGAAGUACGGCAGCAACGUGGACGGAAUAUCGACGUGCGACCCGGAACAGUACGGCAAACGGUUCAUAGAGUUCGUCGCGAAGGCCAUAGAGGGCAACUAAACCGCCGUACUGCGCACGCGCAGCUUCUUUCAGUACCGACUGUACGGCGAUAGUAUGUGAUUAUUUGUUCUCAUGACAGGAUAAAAACAAGCAGGAAAGUUAUUGUAUAUCAUGGAAAUAUUUAAUGGAUGUGCACAACGAUAAAAUUGGUAUGUGGAAAGCGUAAAAGUACAGAUUUUUCAGUCUAUACAAUGUUAAUUACUAAAUGGUUGUGCCUGAGCGCGAAAAGAAAACACUCAAAGCGUUAACUCAAUACAAUUGCAGCAUAAUAUUACAGGCACGGGUAAGCCAUAUAGACACGCUAGGAAAUAUGGGAGCGGGUUUAAAUGAAACAAUUUUACCACGAAGAAUGACAGCGGCCCUACAUGGGUGAAGUAGUUGAGCGUGGUGAAAUGUAAUCAUAACUGCUCAGGUUACCCAUGUAUGUUCGCUCUUUGGGAGGGAUUUUCUUGAAUAGCGGUUACAUAAUGCAUGCAAUGUAGCCUGACCAGGAAUAUAGAAAACCCAUGUUGUGGUAAAAUAUGGAAUCAAUUUCUUUUACCGACAAUUUUAAAAUGAAAAAGCAAAAGUGGCGCCCCACAGUAGGUUUUUUAUUUUCCUGGUCAGACUACAGUGUCCAUUGAAACACGUCUUCGUUUUCUAGGCGGGGUUGUAACAAUUUGAAGUUGAACUGUUAGGUUGCGGUCUAUGUAUCCGCUAUCGUAGAAAUACUUAACUUUACUCAAAAACUGACUGAUUCAACUCAUGGGCCAAUACGCGUUAAAUCGAGUUACCUCAAUUAGUCUUGGUAUCGAACAUAAUUAGAUCUGGUCAAAUGCUUGAAAAAAAAAACGAAACCACUCGCAGUUCAACGUACAUUCAUUUUAGUUCUCGCUAGUAUCAUUAGGCAGGUUAAGUUCGCGAUUCUCUGUUAGAAGUCAUUCGUAUUGGAAUUUACAGGGUGUCGUAGAUUUUAUGGACGUUAGUUACUUUAGAACAUUGUCGCGUACUGAAAGAAGCGAUUGCGUUUUACACAGAAUUGAUUGUGUUGUAUGAGUUGUGACGUCAUACAUACAAGAAUAAAGAAAGGAUUUUUUCGGCUAUGAAUAACGAAUUAAAAAUUAAAAAAAUGUAUCAACAGCACGAUCAACUCGGCGUUACAUUGUUAUUCUUGUCAAAGACAAGCUCCCAUGAUACGGUAAGUGUAAGUAAAGUGAAAAUGUAACAAAAUGAAAAUGAAGUGAACAUGUUUGAAUCCAGCGGUGGGUUGAUUAGUGAUAUUGCCGGAGUUAUAUUGAACGGUUUUUACGAUGUUUGUCGUUUUCAUGUAUUCCUCGUAUUUAUUCGCUUCGUGUGCCGACUAGCACUGUGGUCCGUGUUGAAAUGUUAACGGAGCAAGUCUUGUGUAUGUUGUCAUACAUUAUACCGUCAUUGUGUGCCUUUGAAGGCCAUAAAAACGAAAAUGUAUGAAGUUGAUACUCGAUUAGUCGAUAAAAAAUGUUUUUUCGUUAUAAGUUGAACAAAUCCAUGGAAAUUAUUACAAAAGUGAUUACAUACGUAAGACUCGUUCCGGUAAUUCGCCCAACCGUGGGCAUGACGGUAAGCCAUGCUACUGGAUAUCGGAGUAACAAAUUGCUAAGUGAGGCGAUAAUGUUUAAAAAUUAUAAAAAAAGUAAUUAUUCUUACAGUGAUACUCCAUUUUACGGUUUUCAGAAUUAUAGAAUUCAAUUAUAAAUUCUAUUUUAAUAUGGGACAGUAUAACGAAGUUUAAUGUACGCUAUUUAUUCGGCAAGUGGUAUGGUAUCGCACGCAGCGCCAGUACCGACGCGCCCAUCCCUCACACGAACUGAUAUUUCACUCCUUGAGCACACUAUGCAAUAAUUUUUCAUAACUCGUUAUUAGCUUUUUUAUAACGUUCCGCUGUCGCGUAGUAGUCACUAUUGACAGAUUAAUGUUAAUUCGAUUGAAAUUAGAAAAUGUUAUCGACGGCCAGGUGAGUCGACGGAUGCACUGCGGGCCUUGCUAAUUAUGUUAAGGUGUAUCGGUCUCCGUGCUUGUGGCGAUUCUUGAAAUCGACAUACUUUUCUAAUAUGUAGAUGAGACAAGGAAUUGAUUUCAUGUUUGUCAGUCUGAGCUCGAUAUUUGAAGUGUGUGUUUCGUGGCUGUAUACUUCAGUUAUAUUGUCACGAAGAAUACAUUUUUAUGAGCCAAGCUGUACAGAUACUUUAUAAAUGUUAAUCAUAAAAAGUAUUUUUAUGGUAAUACUCUUUUUCAAAUGACUUACUUUUCGUCGAUUACAAGUGUCGCGUACAUGCUCACGUUCAAUAUAUAGAUAUAUAAAGUUCAAAAUUGUAUAAAACUGUAACUAAAUAUUGGUGUCAAAGAUAAUAAAUAAUUAUGUGUAAUUUUGCCAAUAAACCCAUAAAUAGUUCGCUUAGUUCUUGUCUAGAGUAGUGUUUUUAAACAAAUAGUAUAUAAUGAUGUAAGAUUUUGUUAUUUAUUCUAUUUCGAAUAAGACUUGUUGUUGAGGUCUUUGUGAUUUAUUCUGUGAGAAAUUCACAUGUGCCGUGUGUAGGCGAUUAAUCGAGAAAAUUUUAUAUGUACGAGUUGAUUUCGCUGCGGUACUAUCGAAUGCCGCUGACGAAGUCGACUCGAGAUGUUAGCGAAACCGAGACUUUAUCCACUUAUCGCUUAUCUCAUGAAUAAUUCUUUUAAACACUUUAACUGUCUAUUGAAUAAACAUGUAUCUAAACGAAUCAGUAUUUUAUAUAGGGCUCCACUCGGUUUGCCUUUCGGUUUGAAAUGUUUUGUCAAAGUAUAGAUUUGUGAUAAAUAUUGUUUACUUUUAGAUAUUAUUUUUUUUAGUAUAAUGCGCGUUUGCUCCUCAAAUUAGUCGCGUGUGGGUGAUAACGAAGUUUGAGGAGCGCGACAGUUCUGUAGUUGUAAAAUUUUUGUUGUCCCUGAGCGAGGCGUAGUGUAACGUGUGCUCGCGUGACACGACGCGAACUCUCGACGGAUUCCUGAACAAUGUGUUAGUCAUGAAAUGAUACGGAUAUGUCAUAUGCGUUGCCAUUGUUUAGGUCGAUAAUUGUAUUUUUUAAUAUGUAGUUGUGUUUAUUUUGAAUAGGGUUUAUCUUAUUUGUUACGGUGAAGGUUGAGACCGCGAGCCCUCGUGUUAAACAUAUUUAUUGCGUAUAAACGAUAGCUUCGCUACGAACAUAUUUGGCAUGCAAGCAACACGGUUGAUAUGUUAAUUUUCUAGUCUACUAUUCUUGUAAAAAACAUAAAAAAUGUGUAUGAAAAUUGAAACUUAAUUUUUUAAAUAUUCGGUUUAUAAAGUUUCUGCAAUAUAUA